This is a messenger RNA of Lactuca virosa, 465 nucleotides long. NCBI's taxonomy places the organism in Eukaryota, Viridiplantae, Streptophyta, Magnoliopsida, Asterales, Asteraceae. The record is from the annotation of a GenBank genome assembly.
AUGAUUUUUGUUGUGCUGUUUGAUGUAACUGUUUAUUAUAAAGGAGUUCAUGAUGACCUGAAUGAAACUUAUUUUGUUGGUAAUGUUGAUGUUGAUGAUUCAUCUCUAUGUAAUGAAUGGAAUCAACAGUUCUAUUCCCUUGGGAAUGAGGUGGAUGGUGUAAAUGUGAAGGAAUUUUACUUCAGAUGGUCAUGGCCAUGGCUGCUUCGAAGAACAGAGGUGGUCCGGAGCCAAACGAAUGAGCUUGAAAAGUUCUUGGUUGAAGAUGGAAUAUCCUCAGUUCAUCAGAAAUGGCCGGUUGUUGAGAAGCUUCAUUUUUAUGUGAAAACAACACUGAUGGGAUUCUGGGAUGGACGAUUAUAUUUACUUCAGGACACAGAGAUAAAGCGUAGAACAAACUCAUCAUAGUUUCAUUUGUUUUGGAAUUUAUUCUUCAAAAAUUGUUUAAAUGACCAUUAAAGGGGC